AUAAGUGUGCUGGACCUCAGGGACCUGACAGUGGAAAGAUCUGCUUUCAACCAGCAGCAGUGUUGUGGCUGUGCUUAGAGGAUGGAUGACGGCCAACAAACUACUAUUCAAAAGCACUACUUUAUAACUUCUUUACCGCACACAUAUAGAACAUUUAAAAAAAUCCUAGGGCAUAUCAUCAUUUAAAUGACUUCCAUGUAGGACAGAAUUCUGUACAUGGGAACAUUGUGCCACAUGGACACAGUAUGUCUUUAGUCUAGCGGAAAUUUUACUGGAAUCCUGGAAUACAAUAACAUACAUGUUAAGUCCAUAAAUACAAAUUUACCAAGGUUUUAUGAAGACCAUGGAUUCAGUUGGUAGUUUUAAUCAGCAUGAGGGAAAAUGGACCUCAGCUGAUUUAGAAGUUAGAGAUGAUGAGAGGCAGAUUAUUUCUUCUCCAUGGUAUGGAGGAGUUGACAAAUGCUGGGGUCUUACCCACAGUAACACUAGAAAUAUAGACAAGGGGUACUCUGAGGUGGACCCAUUGCUUCCAAAUGAUACUUUGUGGCCCUCAGUCCACGAUGAGGAAAACAUGCCAAAUGCUGCUCAGGCCAUGCCAAGCGAAUCAAUCUGUACCAUGGUGCUUCAGAUCCUGGCUCCAUUCCUCCUGGCAGGCUUUGGUACAGUGAUGGCUGGCAUGCUGCUGGACAUUGUGCAACACUGGGAAGUGUUUCAGAAAGUCUCAGAGAUCUUUAUCUUGGUGCCAGCAUUACUUGGCAUGAAAGGUAACCUGGAGAUGACACUGGCAUCAAGACUGUCUACCAUGGUAAAUGUUGGGAAAAUUAGCUCCUCAAGAGAAAAGGGGAAACUAAUCAUUGGAAAUCUUGCCCUCAAGCAGGUACAGGCCACAGUCCUGGGUUUCCUUACUGCGUUGGCAGCUUCUGUACUUGGAUUGUUUCUGGAUGAGAAAUUAACCAUGAAUGAUGCAGCAUUGUUAUGCUGCUCUAGUGUAGUGACAGCAUUCCUGGCAUCAUUUUUGCAAGGUAUCAUUAUGGUGGGUGUGAUUAUUGGUUCAAAGAAGACUGGGAUUAAUCCAGAUAACAUAGCAGCACCAAUUGCGGCUAGUUUUGGUGACCUCAUAACUUUGGGGUUACUUGCCAUCAUCAGUCAAAAGCUUUUCUCUUGCAUUGAGAUCUACCCGUAUGUUAUCUACGUAGUAUGUGUCCUCUUUCUGUGCCUGACACCAAUCUGGGUAAUGAUUUCCUUCUGUCACUCUGAGAGCCACAAACUGCUGUAUAAUGGUUGGGAACCCAUUAUCACAGCCAUGGUUAUCAGCAGCAUGGGUGGACUUAUCCUGGACAAGACCCUUAGUGAUUCAAAUUUAGCAGGAAUAGCAUUUUACACACCUGUGAUAAAUGGUGUCGGUGGUAACCUGGCUGCUAUCCAGUCCAGUCGGAUAGCCACGUAUCUUCAUUUUCACUGCUCCCUGGGAACGUUGCCUGAGGAUGCAAAGCGCUACUACUUUCCAUUCCGUAUGUUUUACGGCAAAGGAUAUAGCAACAGAACGGCGCGGGUGCUGAUGCUUCUUGCCAUUCCAGGCCAUGUGGUCUUUCUCUUCAUAAUUUAUCUAAUACAAGGUGCCAGCACCAGUCCAACACCAACCUUCCUCUCCCUUUACUUGGUUGCAGCUCUAACACAGGUGUUUCUACUGUUGUGCAUAGCUGACUGGAUGGUUCAUUGCUUGUGGAAGUGUGGCCGAGACCCAGAUAGCUUUUCUAUCCCCUAUUUGACAGCGUUGGGAGAUCUACUGGGUACUGGCCUGUUAGCUCUUGUGUUCUUGUUGUGGGUGAUCAAUGACAAGGACACAUUACUGGGUGACUAAAACAAAUUUAACAGCAAAUUUCUGGUCUAUGUCUUAAAAAUACUAUUACUUUUUUUACAAUUUCGUUUUUUUAUUUUUUUCUAAUUCUUAGUCUUUGUUAGACUUUUCUCUUGUUCACUGGGGCUUCUGAAGCAUAAAGACACCUCAGCCCCUUUGUAGGUUGACAGUAAUUACUUAUGUAAAUGAGGGAUAUAAAGUUGGAGACAUUUCAAAUGAUUCACUUAUUAUAUAUUUUUAUUCUUUUUUAACAGUCUGUGUAUUUAAAAUGUAUUUACUUUCAACUACUUUCUAGAAGUCAAAAAUCAGCAGAAUGUGGCAAACUGAAUCAUUCAUGCUUUUUAUUUACAAUGGGGUCUUAUGCAUAUGUAAACCACCAAAACCAGUUGCUGGCUGUUUUUAACUGCCAGCACAUACAUUAUUGGAAAAGCUUAUCUUUCUCUGAGUUUUCCAAAACAUAUCUUUUUAUAAUGAUCUUUAUAAUGAUCUUUAAAUCUUUAUAAUGAUCUUUAUAAUGAUCUUUAAAAAAAGUCAUCUUUUCAUAACUAAAUACAAAUACAAACAAUGAUUAAAUUAUAUACUGCUUACUCUUCUAUUCAUAAUGUACUGUUACUUUUUAUUCAUACUCUUCUCCAUUUUGUGUGUGUGUGUGUGUGUGUGAGCAUGUGUGCGGGAGUGUGUUAGA
Molecule: messenger RNA, 2543 nt
Organism: Clarias gariepinus (North African catfish)
Lineage: Eukaryota; Metazoa; Chordata; Actinopteri; Siluriformes; Clariidae
Gene: slc41a2a
Product: solute carrier family 41 member 2a
Biological process (GO): monoatomic cation transport
Cellular component (GO): plasma membrane
Molecular function (GO): monoatomic cation transmembrane transporter activity
Source: RefSeq, a predicted model, not a curated record